Messenger RNA from Synchytrium microbalum, 603 nucleotides. RefSeq lists its product as uncharacterized. The record is from RefSeq and is a predicted model, not a curated record. Gene Ontology annotation, molecular function: structural constituent of ribosome. The transcript has 2 exons. Lineage: Eukaryota; Fungi; Chytridiomycota; Chytridiomycetes; Synchytriales; Synchytriaceae. The coding region runs from base 1 to 603 and encodes 200 amino acids. Gene Ontology annotation, cellular component: mitochondrial large ribosomal subunit; ribosome. Gene Ontology annotation, biological process: mitochondrial translation.
AUGUCGAUUCAUUCAGGACAAAAGCUGUUUUUCCCAAACAUCGUCUUCCGACUAGUCCGAUCGACACUACCUCCUCAUCAAGCUCUCUUCCGUAUCCCUCGCCAAGUCAACAAGCUAGAUGUAAAAGCGUAUUUGAAGGCCAUCUACGAUGUCGAAGUGACGGAUGUGAGAACCGCAAACUACAAUAGUAAAAUGACUACCGAUAUUAAGAACAGCAGUCUCAAUAAACGGGCUGCCAUGGUUAGAACUCCGGCUUAUAAGAGAGCUAUUGUCACUAUGAAACAGGAUUUUGUCUUUCCUGCUGUACCCAAGGUUGGCGAGAAUGGAGUACAGCCAUUGCCACCUGCCAAUAUCCGAGCCUAUCCAGCACGUAAUCGUGAAAACUUUAGACUUGACUUCUACAAGGACUUUUAUACAGAAAUGAGUAACUUGUCUCGUCGAGCUGAAGCCAUUGAACGUGGUGAAGAAGUAGCAGAACCACCUAAACAGAAAUUGGGCUAUCUAUCUGCAAAGAGGAAACGUAUCGUCGAUGGAGCUCUUAAACCACUCCGAGAUAUUGUAGAAGAACGAAUCGCUGCUUUGCCAAAGAAGGCCAAGGAAUAG